This is a messenger RNA of Columba livia (rock pigeon), 3274 nucleotides long. RefSeq names its product transmembrane protein 255A (gene TMEM255A). Bases 2075 to 2965 code for a protein of 296 amino acids. The transcript has 8 exons. The record is from RefSeq and is a predicted model, not a curated record. NCBI's taxonomy places the organism in Eukaryota, Metazoa, Chordata, Aves, Columbiformes, Columbidae.
UUUAUUUGUUUUAUUAUUAUUUUGCACCUGCUGCUCAUUCCCAUGCAAAAAUCCCAUCCAAGUGGCAGCUUGCUCUGAGCUUAGGUAAUAACGUGCUAUUGAGCCAACAAAGACAGAUAAAUAGGUCUUAUGUCAGUCAAAGCAACUUUAGAGCUUCGUUGUUUGCAUGCAUCACGUUAACCCCAGGCAGAAAUAAGGCAAAGAAGGACCAUAGGUACCAAGAACAAUUGAGAGAUCAGGACUUGAAAUGCUGUUCAUAUGAACUCGUGGUCAUAAAGUUCACUUGCAGAAGUGUUUAAUGAUUUGGAGUUCCUGAACGAGGAGCAGCACGUUAGCAAGAGCUGUGGCAGCUUGCCAGGGGAGCACGCACAUCCAGGAAGCUAGCACAUCCAUUUCUUCUUUUGUGUUAUCAACAGAUUAAAAUGGGAAAGGACAAUCUCAUAGCUUCAAAUGGCUUAAUUUAGAGAAGACCCCCUCAGCCAUCUUGCCAGUAGAUGUAUAACCUCCUGCAGAAGGAUAAGGGGCAAGCACGUCAUGCUUCUCCCAGCAUGAGCGGAGGUCUCAUGCAAGCUGGAAAGCAAGUCCUGGGCUUUUCCUGUAUGUGUCUAAGACAUGCUGAAAAGGAAGCGCAAAAAGGACUGGGGUGCGGACAAGUUAGGUGUUUUAUUAAUAGCAGGUUGAGUGUAAUUGCAGCCCCCUAGCUAGGGGCUCCUGGUUAACAGCUGUACAGUGCCAGGCAUUUAGGUUUGGAAGCUUAAAGCUGGUUCAGAUAACUAGGCGGAGGCUUGUUCUUGCCUGAUUGUAGUUGGAUCUAUUUGCCACACACUGCUGAUCUCGGGAAGGUUUAUACUUCUCUGUGGACAAGCUAUUCUAUGACUGAAGAAAGCCCCUUUACAGCCAUUAUUGUGGAACAUUGUUACAGGCUGUGUUGGGCCUCUUUGGUUUAGGGUUGGUUUUCUGGUUUGUCCUAGUAAUUCCUGCAUGUAGGCCUGAUCUUUUUCAAAAAGAGAUAUAGAAGGAAGGUAUUGAGAAAGGUGGCAGGCUGGCUUCAAACUCUCUGCACUUAGCCUACUCUUUGUUAGCCUGAGUUGAACCUUGUGCUUCAGAGCAAGUCUUGCAGACCGAUGCAGAUGGGUAGAGUCUGUUGCUCAUGUCCCCUUGACGUCUCCCAUGCUAUUUAUACUCUGAGAGCAUCAGCAUCACUUACGCUUUUGUAAGGCGCAGUCUACUCAAGGAAUUAAUGGAUUCCUGGACUUGGGAAGGACAUUGAUUUGCUUUAUUCGGAGGCACCCUGACAGUUCAUAUUUGUCACCAAAUUCUCCCUCUUGGUUUGUUCAUUAAUCUGCUGUGUGGGAAUAUGUGAUGACCUCGUCUGUCUCCCUGCAUAGGAGAACAUUUCAGUGCGCUGCUUCAUGCUUUAGCAGGUGCUUAAAAUAGCUGAUGUUUUGUAACAAGCUGGGAUUUCUCCCUUUACUCUGGAAAGAGGGCUUGCUGUGGUGCAUGAGUACUCAGUGAGUUGUCCCUGAGCAGGUGGCUUCCACGGCCCCAAAGAAGCAACUCCUUGCAGGUCUUGUCAUCCAGAACUUCAUGCAAAUGUUAGGCCUGCAUGCAUCUCCAUCAGGGUUUCUGUGCCGCACCACUAGUCAAACGCUGAGUACCCUGCAUUGGUGAGGAAAAAAUAGAGCCAGAAGUUUCUUCGUGUGCUGGGUGACUUCUCUGGGUGGACAAGCUCCAUGGAUUGGAUCAUCUCAGGGAAUGUCAGAUGUCUUAUCGAUGCCAUGCUUAAUGCACUGUUCUUUCCUUCUUUAACUUGUGUGCCUUGGGCAAACACCUCUUGUGCAAGGAGGAAACAUGUCUGAUGCAGCAGAUUGUGUUCCCAGGCUUCUUGCUCCCGAGGGAGGGCAGAACCAGGCACUGGAAACCUUCCACACAUCAGUGCGAUUUUGUUUAGUUGGAGGUUUGGUUUUGUUGUGUUUGGGGGUUUUUGUGCAUGUUUUUGUUUAUUUUUUUCUCCACAAACAGUGCAGUUCCUCAUUGACCCACCUGGAGGAGCUGAAACAGACAGUGCAACGACAUGUCCUGUAGCCAGGCUGCCUUCACCCUCCUCCUCACACUUUACUAUGCAAAAACACACUCAUUUUCUGUCUUGUCCUCCUUUCAGACAGACAUCCCAGGGGAUCAUAUCCACCAGCAACUUGGUUUUGGGUCGUUUCUUGGAAUAAUUGGAUCAAACUUGAUAGAAAACAAAAGGCAAAUGCUGGUUGCAUCGAUCGUCUUCAUCAGCUUUGGCGUCAUUGCUGCGUUCUGCUGUGCCAUAGUAGACGGUGUCUUUGCCGCCAGACACAUAGACCUGAGGCCGCUGUACGCGGGGCGAUGUCAGUACUACUCCAAGAGUACGACCCAACCAGAGGCAAUCUGUCACCCGCAGCGCCGUGCACCCUGCACACCAAAAAUAAAAACCAACACCUGCUUCUGCUGUGACCUGUAUAACUGUGGAAACAGAGUAGAGAUUUCUGGAGGCUACUAUGAGUACAUUGAUGUCAGCAGCUGCCAGGACAUCAUCCACCUUUACCACCUGCUUUGGUCAGCAACCAUUCUGAACAUAGUGGGGCUGUUCCUAGGGAUCAUUACAGCCGCGAUACUUGGAGGCUUUAAAGACAUGACUCCAUCCCUCCCUACGCUGAACUGUACGGUUGAAAAUGCGCACCCUUCGGUGUCCUACUACUCAAGGCCACAGGUGGCAUCUUACAACACUUACUACCACAGCACUCCUCACCUGCCUCCCUACUCCGCAUACGACUUUCAGCAUUCCAGCGUGUUUCCAGCUUCCACUCCUUCUGGGCUCUCCGAUGACCCCCAGUCAAUGUCGCCAUCUCCCAGCUAUAUGUGGUCCUCUAAUGCGCCACCUCGUUACUCGCCACCGUAUUUUCCACCUUUUGAAAAGCCACCACCUUAUACACCAUAAAGAAUGUGGGAAAGAAGAAAAAAUAUUUACCAUUUAAAUAAUUGUGAACAUUUUGUACUUAUAUUUUACUGUGGGAGGGAGCAGGAGGAUAGAUACAGAAGAUAAUUGCAAAUAUGAAUAUUAGAUUGGACUGUUCUUUCUUGCGAGACUUAUUUCAGAGGUUUAUCAACGGAGUGUGAGGAAGGAGACAUACUACUGAUGUUUUGCAGUGUCGGUGAGUAGCGGGUCACCUAAAUUCCAGCCUCCUUGUGUUACCGUGAGGUUCAUGUAGUCCUUGGUUUUUAAUAAAGUGAUACAACACAGAUGAUA